Molecule: messenger RNA, 642 nt
Organism: Caenorhabditis bovis
Lineage: Eukaryota; Metazoa; Nematoda; Chromadorea; Rhabditida; Rhabditidae
Source: the annotation of a GenBank genome assembly
AUGGCGCUGAAAAAUGUAGCCUCUUUGACGAAAGGCAUGUUCGCCAAGGUUCCAGCUGCACAGCUUGCCAUUACUAGCACUCCACCAAACACUGUGCAGAAGAGAAGCACCUACAAGUACGUUGGAUUGCCCGCCGAAAGUGACGGAACGUUCGCCGGUGAUUUGAACUAUGGUCUUAACACGGUUUUCUUCACCGAGCUUUUUCGAGGAUUCGGUGUGAUGCUUGGCCACGUGUUCAUGGAACCCGCCACCAUCAACUAUCCGUUCGAGAAGGGACCAUUGAGCUCGAGAUUCCGUGGGGAGCACGCGCUUCGCCGCUAUCCAUCCGGUGAGGAGCGCUGCAUCGCUUGCAAGCUCUGCGAGGCGAUCUGCCCAGCUCAGGCGAUCACCAUCGAGGCCGAGCCGCGUCCAGACGGCUCGCGACGUACAACCCGCUACGACAUCGACAUGACCAAGUGCAUUUUUUGCGGCCUCUGCCAGGAGGCGUGUCCAGUCGACGCCAUCGUCGAGGGGCCAAACUUCGAAUACUCAACUGAGACUCACGAGGAGCUGCUCUACAACAAAGAGAAGCUGUUGCUCAAUGGCGAUCGCUGGGAGCCGGAAUUGGCAUCGAACUUGCAAGCCGAAUACCUUUACCGAUAA